This is a messenger RNA of Closterium sp. Yama58-4, 1686 nucleotides long. NCBI's taxonomy places the organism in Eukaryota, Viridiplantae, Streptophyta, Zygnematophyceae, Desmidiales, Closteriaceae. The record is from the annotation of a GenBank genome assembly.
AUGGCCUUCCGCUUUUCCGCGGGGCUCCGCGCGGACAAGCUGCGCGGGAUGAUGCGCGGAUGGGCGCAAGGCGGACGCUCGACAGGCCAGCAGCAACAACAGAGCGGUGGAACGAGCGGAGGCAGAAUGGGCGGAGGCGGAAUGGGCGGCGUCGGCAUGGGUGGCGGCGGGGGAAUGGGCAGCGGCGGAAUGGGUGGCGGCGGAAUGGGCGGAGGCGGAAUGGGCGGCGGAGGCAUGGGUGGCGGCGGAAUGGGCGGCGGAGGAAUGGGCGGCGGCGGAAUGGGAGCCGGCGGCGGCAUGGGUGGCGGCGGAUUGGGCGGCGGCGGAAUGGGCGGAGGCGGAAUGGGCGGCGGCGGCAUGGGUGGCGGCGCAAUGGGUGGCGGCGGAAUGGGCGCCAGCGGCGGCAUGGGUGGCGACGGAAUGGGCGGAGGCGGAAUGGGUGGCGGCGGAAUGGGCGGAGGCGUAAUGGGCGGCGGCAGCAUGGGUGGCGACGGAAUGGGCGGCGGAGGAAUGGGCGGCGGCGGAAUGGGCGCUGGCGGCGGCAUGGGUGGCGGCGGACUGGGCGGCGGCGGAAUGGGUGGCGGCGGAAUGGGCGGCGGCGUGAUGGGCGGCGGCGGAAUGGGCGGCGGCGGAAUGGGCGGCGGUGGAAUGGGCGGCGGUGGAAUGGGCGGCGGCGCAAUGGGCGGAGGCGGAAUGGGCGGCGGCAUGGGCGGACCUGGGUCCUCUGCUCCCGGAUCGCGAUCAGCCAUGGGUCCUGGGGGGAACAUGGGUGGUGGCGGAAUGGGUGGCGGCGGAAUGGGAGAAGGCAGAAUGGGCGGCGGCGAAAUGGGCGGCGGCAUGGGUGGCAGCAGCAUGGGUGGCGGCGGCAUGGGUGGCGGCGGAAUGGGCGGCGGCGGAAUGGGCGGCGGCGGAAUGGGCGGCGGUGGAAUGGGCGGCGGCGGAAUGGGCGGCGGCAUGGGUGGCGGCAGCAUGGGUGGCGGCGGCAUGGGUGGCGGCGGAAUGGGUGGCGGCGGAAUGGGUGGCGGCGGAAUGGGCGACGGCGGAAUGGGCGGCGGCAUGGGCGGACCUGAGUCCUCUGCUCCCGGAUCGCAAUCAGGCAUGGGUCCUUGGGGGAACAUGGGCGGCGGCGGCAUGGGUGGUGGCGAAAUGGGUGGCAGCGGAAUGGGAGGAGGCAGAAUGGGCGGCGGCGAAAUGGGCGGCGGCAUGGGUGGCGGCAGCAUUGGUGGCAGCGGCAUGGGCGGUGGCGGCAUGGGCAGCGGCGGAAUGGGCGGCGGCGGAAUGGGAGGGGGCAUGGGCGGACCUGGGUCCUCUGCUCCCGGGUCGCAAUCAGCCAUGGGUCCUGGGGGGAUCAUGGGCGGAGGCACAGGCGGUAGCGGAAUUGGCGGCGGGGGCAUGGGCGGCGAAGGCAUGGGCGGCGGAGGCAUGGGCGGCGGAGGCAUGGGCGGCGGAGGCAUGGGUGGCGGAGGCAUGGGCGGCGGAGGCAUGGGCGGCGGAGGCAUGGGCAGCGGAGGCAUGGGCGGGUCAGGGUGGGUAGCUCCAGGGUCGCAGGCAGCACCCGGCCAGGGUGGACCUGGGAUGGGCAGAGGGAUGGGCGGAGGGAUGGGCAGAGGGAUGGGUGGAGGGAUGGGGGGCCCUGGGGGCAACAUGGGAGGCGGUACGGGUGGGCCAGGGCCGUUUUCCCCUUGA